AUGCCGCUGGGGGUCCUGUUCAGCACCCCGGUCUGGGGCCCCGGCCCUGUCCUCUUCCUCUCUGCCUGCCUGCUGGGUCUGUGGGUAAGGGCCCGGCAGAGGAUUCAACCCUGGGACCUCCAGCGCUGCCCCACUGACCUCACUGGGAAGACGGCCGUGGUGACGGGGGCCAACAGUGGUAUUGGGAAGGUCGUGUGCCAGGAGCUGGCUCGCCGAGGGGCCCGCGUGGUCCUCGCCUGCAGGGACCCAGAACGUGGGCGCAGAGCCCUCGCCGACAUCCAGGCCGCGUCUGGCAGCGGCCGCCUGCUGCUCGGGGAGCUGGACGUCAGCUCUCUAGCCUCAGUCCGGCGCUUCGUUCAGUGGCUUUUACAGGAAGAGCCCGAGAUCCACCUGCUCGUCAACAACGCGGCCAUCUCUGGAAUUCUCCCGAAGACACUCACUCCAGAGGGCCUGGAUGUCACCUUUGCCACCAACUACAUUGGGCCCUUUCUGCUCACAAACCUGCUCCGAGGGGCCCUCCAGAGGGCCGGGUCCGCCCGCGUGGUGAACGUGAGUUCCUACCGACAAGCUUUCGGCUUCAUUGACGAGCAGCACCUCACGGGGGCCGGCCGGCCACUGCGUCCCAAGGAGAUCUAUGACUGCACCAAACUGCUCUUAACCUCCUUCAGUGCGGAGCUUGCCCGGAGACUGGACGGCACAGGGAUAGCCGUGAACUCGGUGGAGCCUGGGAUCGUGUACACGGACAUCAUGAAGCACUACUCCUGGUUUUAUCGCUUCCUCUUCUGGCUCAGCAGCUUCUUCAUCAAGAGUCCCCGGCAUGGUGCAAUUCCCGUUCUCUACCUGAGCCUGGCACGGGAGCUGGAUGGCAUUUCUGGGAAACACUUUAACAGUUCCUGCGUGGUAAGCCUUCCUGCCGAAGCCGCUCAGGACCCUCACACAGCCCGCAGCCUCUGGAGCGCCACCGUCCGACUAACAAGUCUGGACAAGAUGGACUGA
Messenger RNA from Elephantulus edwardii (Cape elephant shrew), 996 nucleotides. Its product is annotated as retinol dehydrogenase 11-like. Lineage: Eukaryota; Metazoa; Chordata; Mammalia; Macroscelidea; Macroscelididae. Bases 1 to 996 code for a protein of 331 amino acids. The record is from RefSeq and is a predicted model, not a curated record. The transcript has 6 exons.